UUGUGUUACAGGCAUAAUUUCUACAGAUAAGUCUACUUUUACAAUUUUCCCAUAUACAGUCGUGAUUUUUAACUGUUUUACCUAAUUAGUUUUAUCUCCAUUCACCACCACAGCAUGCACAGCAGCGUGUCAUCAGCGGCCGGCGGCGCUUGUCUGCUCAUCAAAUGGCCGCACGCCACGGCUGACGAAUCUUAUCAGCGCAGCAUUAUUGUCUUCCAUCCUGCGAUAAAUGCGACUGCGAUAAGAGCUCUUUUCCGCGUAUUCCCUACGCUCUCCUAAAUGUUCUCUCCUGGAUGACAACGCUGCUGACUGCAUCAUGGCGAAAUCGACAAUGGUCGCAUACCUUUGCUGGCUGUUUGGUGGUCUGUUGGGACUGCAUCAUUUCUACUUGGGUCGGGAUCGUCAUGCCUUCACCUGGUUCGCCACUCUCGGAGGGGUCUUUGGAUUGGGAUGGCUGCGCGAAGUGACACGCUUGCCAGCGUACGUGGCGGAGGCCAAUCAGGGCCAGGAGUACGUGGAGAAGCGGACGAUCAAAAUGAAUCUGACCAAGAAGCCCCCGUAUAAUUCCACACGGAUGGCGGGGCAGCUCAUUAUGGGCACGCUCUUUGGCUACUUGGUUUCACUGGCCAUUCCCUCCGCGGAAGAGUAUCCCACGGUGCACCGCUGGUGCAUACUGCUCGUUCCGUUCGCCAUUGGACUGGGCGUUCAUCUGGUGGGAAAUAUCGGCAUGGAGCGAGGACGUUUGUUGUGGCCAGUUGUGGGUGCAUAUAUAGCCUCGCUGGCCUUCCUCUUCCAGCCGAAAUCCAUUGCGUGGGCCGCGGUCAGUUCGGCCUUCAUGUUCCAUUGGAAGUCCCGCGACUGGGUGCGCCAGCCCAAACGCAAACGUCAUGUGUGUAUCCGCUUAGCGACACUGGGCACCGCGGCCACCGUGUACUUAGCGCUUUGGGGAUCGUUCCUGUAUUUCAACGCCAGCUGGACCAAUCCGGAUGGGACGAGGACGUCGGUGCGGGACGCAGUGGACAACUUCUUCCACAGUAAGGCGUGGUUGGAUAUGAAGAAUUCCUUCGAGCAGCUCAGGGUCUAUGUUCAGCAUCAUGGCUGGCAGAAUGUCUUGUAUCAGUUGAUUGAAUUUAUGGAUGUCAACGGAGAUACACGAGCCUAUCAGAUUCUGGAAAUCCGACCGGAAUCGACAAUGCAGGAGGUCACAAACAAGUACCGGAAAUUAUCGCGCGAAUGGCAUCCCGAUAGACACCGGGAUCCAGAAAAGAAAGCCGUAGCUCAGAAACGCUUUAUUGAAAUAGCGCAAGCCUACGAAAAGAUCUCUGCUAAACGGGCAAAAGAAGGGAAGACGGCUAAGUCAACGAAAGCUUCCCAUUCCGAGCUUUAGUGCUGUGCUCCACGGCUCGUAUUAGCGGUGAUUUAUGCUGCAUGGAGAAUAAGUUUAGUCUCGAACGUGAUUUGUUUCUGGCACCACUGGACGGAGAAGUUUCGUAAUUUGUGAUAGUUUUUUGUACCCGGUAUUAAGGUAUAGUCAGGGUCACUACUGUAGUAUUUACUGACCUCCCUGUUGUUAUACGUAUAAAUUUGUGCUUGUUGUUAUCAUGUAUUUUUAUCUGCGCUGUGUUGAAAGGAUUGUUAUAGAGUUCCAUUAACUUGUGGAAGAAAAGAGAAUCUUCCAGUGCAA
This is a messenger RNA of Paramacrobiotus metropolitanus, 1684 nucleotides long. Its product is annotated as dnaJ homolog subfamily C member 22-like. Lineage: Eukaryota; Metazoa; Tardigrada; Eutardigrada; Parachela; Macrobiotidae. Gene Ontology annotation, biological process: endocytosis. The record is from RefSeq and is a predicted model, not a curated record. The transcript has 3 exons. Gene Ontology annotation, cellular component: plasma membrane; early endosome. Bases 317 to 1387 code for a protein of 356 amino acids.